ACAUGGCUGCAGGUUGUUGUGGAACGAAAAAGCAAAAGCUGAACAAUUCAUCGAGUGUUCCGUGUAAUGGUUCAGUGUUACAAAAUGGCACACAGUUGAGAAACAGUGUGAUAGUGAAGCCCGAGAUGGGCUUCUUUUGCUUUGAUGUUCUUUAUUGCCAAUUACAUCAGCUUGAUCCUCCAAAAUCGCCCAAUUUUAGCAACGAAGCAUUCCCAUUGUUUGUAACCUGGACUAUUGGAAAAGAUAUGAGGUUAAGAGGCUGUAUCGGUACGUUUAAUGCAAUGCAGUUACAUGCUGGUCUUAGAGAAUAUGCAACAACCAGCGCAUUCAAAGAUUCACGCUUUAAUCCCAUCACACGAGAAGAACUGCCACGCUUACAUGUUAGUGUUUCCAUCCUGAGACACUUUGAGGAUGGUAUUGAUUAUUUAGAUUGGGAAGUAGGUGUCCAUGGAAUUCGUAUAGAGUUCCAUAAUGAGAAGGGUAACAAACGGACUGCUACCUAUUUACCUGAUGUUGCAACAGAACAAGGAUGGGAUCAGAUACAAACAAUAGAUUCAUUGUUACAUAAAGGUGGUUACAAAGGACUGGUCACCCCAGAUAUUAGACGUAGUGUAAAGUUAACACGAUAUCAGAGUGAGAAAGUUACUGUAAGCUAUCAAGAUUACAUGACACAUUGGCAUAGUCCAUCUCAUACUUCUCAUCUCUUAUAUAACAGUACUCAAUACAAUUCUUAUAUGGCCAGUCAGGAACAUGGGUUAGUAAUGACACAACGUAAUCAUCCUGCAUUUAUACAUCCCCUUCCAAUGCCUCCCAUUUCUCCUGUCAUGGUUCCUAUAUGGGAUUAUUCAUCAUUUUGGUGGGAUCAAACAAGUUCACCUUAUCCUCCUCCACAUCCACAUCUUCAUCCCCCACCCCGUGUUCAUCGUUUUUCGUCACAAGAACCUGCUGAUAGUGGAGUUCGAAUGAACGAAAUGCACGAUACGGAAACCGAUCGCAUAUUUGGAGGAGUUAACUAAGAAAACAUGGCAGCUAGUUAUUGUGGAACGAAAAAGCAAAAAUUGAACGAUACUACUAGUGCUCCGCGUAACAAUACCGUAAGUUUACAGAAUGGUAUUCAUACUCGGAACUCUAUAAUAGUUCAGCCUGAGAUGGGCUUUUAUUGUUUCGACAUCCUUUACUGCCAACUGCACCAACUUGACCCACCAAAACCACCCAACUUCAGUAACGAAGCUUUCCCUUUAUUUGUAACCUGGACUAUUGGCAAGGAUAUGAGAUUAAGAGGUUGCAUUGGUACAUUUAAUGCAAUGCAUUUACAUGCAGGAUUACGGGAAUAUGCCACCACUAGUGCUUUUAAGGAUUCAAGGUUUAAUCCUAUAACAUUGGAGGAAUUUCCACGUUUACAUGUAAGUGUUUCUAUACUUCGGCAUUUUGAAGAUGGUGCAGAUUAUUUAGACUGGAUAGUAGGAGUCCAUGGAAUUCGUAUAGAAUUUCAUAAUGAGAAGGGCAAUAAACGGACUGCUACAUAUUUGCCAGAUGUAGCCAUAGAACAAGGAUGGAACCAGAUACAAACAAUAGAUUCUUUGUUACAUAAAGGAGGCUACAAAGGAUUAGUUACUCCUGAUAUUAGACGUAAUGUGAAAUUAACGCGAUACCAGAGUGAAAAGGUGACUGUAAGCUAUCAAGAUUAUAUGACACAUUGGCAUAGUCGAAGGUGCUAGCAACUGCCCUGGGGUCCUGUUAAUGGAUCCCUUUUUUGCCAUAUAAC
Molecule: messenger RNA, 1765 nt
Organism: Habropoda laboriosa
Lineage: Eukaryota; Metazoa; Arthropoda; Insecta; Hymenoptera; Apidae
Exons: 9
Source: RefSeq, a predicted model, not a curated record